AUGGGUCCCAAAAUCAUCCUAGAUGCGCUAACCAGUACCGCGAAGACUGCGAACUUCGCCCAGAUAUUGUUGGUUCUCCCCUUGACGCUCUCGACGCUCUCCAAACCGGCUUUCUUACUGUUGUCCCUGCUGCUGUUCGCGGAAUCAAUCGUCCAUGGCACCUUCCUCCUCUUCUUCCCAAACACCUCCGCCUUCCACUUCACCCAACUACCCUCGCACGCGCUCCUCCUACUUCUAUGCUUCAACGUCUUCGCUCAAUCCGUCCACCCAAUAAUCCUAUCCGCUGCCGACUGGUGGGGUGCGAUCCUAAACUGGUCAAGCCCGUUCUUCAUCUUCCUCGAGGGGAUAUCUACGCUCCUGGUAGCGCAACGGAUGGGGCAAGCGGGAAGGUCGCUCAUUGAGGCCGACGAUUCGUACCAAUUCAUCUUCCUCUUCACGAGUGCAGCGACAUAUGUCGUAUCGUGCGCGUGGAUCGUCAUCGCAUAUCCUGAUGCAGCGAAUUCGCCCCUAUCAUCCACUCUCCUUGGUGUGGCAAUGACAUGCCUCGUAUUCUUGACCGUCAUUGGCCUUAUCCUCCGACGCACCACGAUAAUCGAGUCAUCUGCUCUCACCCUCUUCGUAGCCUACAACGUCUGGCUCUGCGGCUUCUCCAAGGAUUCGCUGUCCGGCAUAGUGGGCUUCACAUCCUACGCAUCCUACGCGCCAUUAUUCGAGAAUCUCCUGCCACACUUGACAACACUGGCGAACUUCAUCACGAAUACCAUGCCGAAGCAUGUGCUGGUGUCAUUGAUAUACCGGAUUUCCAUCCUGCUGGGAGCGGCGAGGAUCCUUCCGAGUAUCGGAGCAGACUCGAGCUGGGAACUGGCAGUAGACGACGCGGACGCUCGACCGACGUCCAGACUAGCGCAUAUACUUCUGAUCUACCGACAAGCCAUCCUCGUCACCGUAUACUCCCACCUCCUCCUCCUGGACGAGUCUUCGCACUCGUGGUGGCGGUGGAUGAGCGUCUUCGUUACAUUAUUCUUAUGGGGUCUCGAGCUGUUCGUCACGGAUGAGGACGACAUCACUAAGGACUGGAAAGUGGACUAA
Peniophora sp. CBMAI 1063 is the source of this 1089-nucleotide messenger RNA. The record is from the annotation of a GenBank genome assembly. NCBI's taxonomy places the organism in Eukaryota, Fungi, Basidiomycota, Agaricomycetes, Russulales, Peniophoraceae.